AUGAGCCGAGCCGACAAACUCGCGCGCGUCGACGAAGUCAUAGCCAAGGUCGGGCUCGACCACUGCAAGAACACGCAGGUGGGCAGCGCGCUGAAGAAGGGCAUCUCGGGCGGCGAGCGCAAGCGACUGUGCGUGGCCAUCGAGCUGCUCAUGAAGCCGCGGCUCCUGUUCCUGGACGAGCCCACCUCCGGCCUCGACGGCGUGACGGCGCUCACCCUCUGCCGCAUUCUGCGGGACCUGGCCCACACCGAAAACUGCACCGUCGUCUGCACCAUCCACCAGCCGGCUACGCAGAUCUUCAAUCUGUUCGACGACUUGAUGAUUCUCAAGAGCGGUCAGGUGGUGUAUCACGGCCCCGCUGACCAGGUGGUGGACCACUACGCCCAGGCCGGCUUCCCUUGCCCAAUGCACACCAACCCUGCCGACCACAUCCUGGACGUGAUCAGCCCUGUGCACUUCACACGCGACGAGAUACAAGAAGCGGAGGACAACGCCGCCAAGAUCCGCCUGCUCUACACCCCGCCACACGUGGACGAUCCGCCCGAAAAGAAGAGAAAGAGGGGCGACUCAGGGACGGUGUGGUAUCUUUUCCUGCGAUCGAUGCAGAAUGUGAUGCGCGAGCGGAUGGUUCUCCUGGCGCAGCUCGCGCAGACCAUCAUCUUCGCUGUCUUGAUCGGCACGGUGUUCCUCGACAUCGGGACCAACCAGGCCGGCCAAAAGAAGAGACUGCCCGUCCUGUUCUUCGUCUGCAUCAAUCAGGGCGUCUUCAGCGCACUGAUCUUGAUCAACUCAUUCCCUUCUGAGCGACUGAUUGUGCUGCGAGAGCGAGCAUCGGGAGCGUACUAUGUCUCGGCCUACUACGUCGCGAAGAUGCUGGCGGAGGUAGCCGUGCAACUGGCCUUCCCACUGCUGUUUUCCUGCAUCGUGUACUUCCUGGUCGGUCUCCAGGCCGAUGCAGGCAAGUUCUUCAUCUUUGUUUGCUUCAUGGAACUGUGCUCCCUGGCCGCGACGUCUCUGGCCCUGAUGAUCUCCACCUUCUGUCGCACCAUCACGCUUUCCAUCACCGUUUUGCCCCUCGUCCUGGAGCUCUGUCGUCUCUAUGGCGGUGGCUACCUCCCUCCUUCACGAUUGCCGGCCUACUUCUCCUGGCUUGAUGCCUUGAGCUUCGUCAAGUACUCCUACACCGGCAUCGCCCUGAACGAACUCGAGGGACUCAAACUUCACUGCGACCCGGACGAGCUUGUCGGUGGCUCCUGCCCGCUCACUUCCGGCGAGCAAGUCAUCGAGCAGGAGGGCUUCGACUACAUCACCAUCUGGGGCUGCGCUCUGGUUCUGCUGGCCAUGAUUGUCUUCUUCCGCAUCCUCGCUUUUGUAGGCUUGCGAUGGAUUAAGGGCUAA
Molecule: messenger RNA, 1398 nt
Organism: Acanthamoeba castellanii str. Neff
Lineage: Eukaryota; Discosea; Longamoebia; Acanthamoebidae
Product: ABC2 type transporter, putative
Exons: 8
Coding region: 1-1398 (465 amino acids)
Cellular component (GO): membrane
Molecular function (GO): ABC-type transporter activity; ATP hydrolysis activity; ATP binding
Source: RefSeq, a predicted model, not a curated record